GCACUGCUCAGAUCUCUUCCACGAGCUACUGCGAGCCAGAGAGGCGCCUGCAGAGCCGCUCUCCCACAGUACCCACCAUGUCCCAGGCUGGCGCUCAGGAAGCCCCCAUCAAGAAGAAGCGCCCCCCUGUGAAGGAAGAGGACCUGAAGGGGGCCCGAGGGAACCUGGCCAAGAACCAGGAGAUCAAGUCCAAGACUUACCAGGUUAUGCGGGAGUGUGAGCAAGCAGGCUCGGCCGCCCCGUCGGUGUUCAGCCGCGCCCGGACUGGCACUGAGACCGUCUUUGAGAAGCCCAAAGCUGGGCCCGCCAAGAGUGUCUUUGGCUGAGAAGCACACACCACUCCCCUCGCCACCGCCAACACCUAGACGCAGGAGCCUUUCUCAAGAACUUUUUUUAUGCCAGAACCCACCUUCUCACCUGCCACCUCUGGGACUGCCACCCCUUUCCUACAGCCCUGGCCCCUCAGCCCCAGGGAUUCCGCACCAGCACCUGGGAAACACCAAUAAAGAGGAUGCCCACGUGGCCCCAGCA
Ceratotherium simum simum (southern white rhinoceros) is the source of this 531-nucleotide messenger RNA. NCBI's taxonomy places the organism in Eukaryota, Metazoa, Chordata, Mammalia, Perissodactyla, Rhinocerotidae. The record is from RefSeq and is a predicted model, not a curated record.